AUGCCAUCCAUUAAACACACUGACGACGCCUUCAAGAAGACCCAACAAAUCGUUGGGAAGCCCAAAACGACCGACCAUAACAUCCACGAAGAUUACGUUCGUAACCCACCUAAUAACGACCAAGUCCCCGCAGUCGCUCCCAGCCGAUCCGAAGUGAAACUGUCGAUCCCGCAGCAAAUACAAGAGAAGGCGCAGGAGGACAGGCGGCCUAUUAUCAUCGAGGAGCGCAAGGAAGUGCUUGGUGUAAAUCAAUCCCUGGGAAGAGAGAAGAAGACAGAUGAUUUGGCGGAGAUUGCUCGAGAAAGUUCGGUACACCCGUAA
Messenger RNA from Coprinopsis cinerea okayama7#130, 321 nucleotides. RefSeq lists its product as hypothetical. Bases 1 to 321 code for a protein of 106 amino acids. The record is from RefSeq and is a predicted model, not a curated record. The transcript is spliced from 2 exons. Lineage: Eukaryota; Fungi; Basidiomycota; Agaricomycetes; Agaricales; Psathyrellaceae.